AUGGUUGAUGGUGUGAGACAAAGUGAAGAGAGAAAAAAACCACUUGACCGCCCAAUACUUAUGACAAAUCAUUUGAUGAUACAACAAUCAAUAUCGAUGAAAAUCUUCAAGAUACUUUUCAUCCUUAUUGUUUUCAAUAAAACAAGUUCUGGCUCAAAUUCUUCUUGUUUACCUUGUUCAUCUAAUUUGUGUUACAAAUGUUUUAAUACGCUGCCGAUUGACCGUACAAAUGUCGAACAACUCACCGUCAUAUGUAAUACAGCUAACAAUUCACUUCAAUAUCAAGAACGUUUCUAUUCAAUAAUUCAAUCUUAUACAACAAUAAAUUGUUCGAUGAAAACUCUUUAUUUUGAUCAUUAUUCUCUUUGGAAUUAUCUUGAAUAUAUGUCAAUUACUUAUGCUAAUUUAACAGAUUUUUCACCUGUUAUUUUUAAUCGGUCAUUAUCAUUAUCAUCACCUAUUCUGUAUAGUAUUCGAACACUUAAUCUAUCGCAUAAUUCACUAGGAAUUAUAAAUAAAAAUUUCUCGUAUUAUUUUCCAUCAUUAGAAAAACUCGAUCUUAGUUAUAAUCAUUUCAUACUUAUUAAAAAACAAUCGUUUAAUAAUUUGAUUAAUUUAAAAGAACUUUAUUUAAAUAAUAAUCAUUUAAAACAAAUUUUACCAAAUAUUUUUCCUCGUCAAGCUCUAAGCAUAAUCAAUUUAAAUAUGAAUUAUUGGCAUUGCUCAUGUAAAAAUAUUCCUACACUAUUAAUGAGUCGACCGAUUCCAAAAUGCUAUACUCCACACGCAUUUCAAUAUCAAAAUAUUAGUAUUAUUGCACAACAAUGUUUUCUUCGAACGAAAGCAAAUAUCUUAAUUACGACAAAUAUUCAGAAGAAGCAAAAUUUAACUUGUGUGUUAUCUCCAAUUAUUGAUGCGUGGAAAAAUAAAAUUAACAAAAAUAUUACAUUAUUGUCCGCCUGGGACAUAGAACAGCACCGUUCAAUUUCAUUAGAAAAACUCUCUAAUUCCAGUAAUAAAUCCAACAACUGUCUCGUCUGUUUCAAUUUAAAAUCGCCUCGUUCCGAAUCAAUCUACGCAAUAAUUAAUCUUUCAUCUAUUGUCUCCUCACAGCCAACCCUCUUCACAAAAUUUAUUCUACAUACAACGCCAACUAGAAAACCAAUAAUUGUAGUUACCGCAUCAUCAAAUAAACUUUCACCAUUUGUUCUAUGGCUUUUCAAUACUAGUAAAAAUAUGCUACCAAAAUCUUUUCAAAAGUCUGAUAAACAAGUCUUAAUUGUUUGGCUAAUUCUUCUUAUUAUGGCUUUUAUCAUAUUUUUAUUUCUUAUUUAUUUUAUUUAUUCUCACAAAGCAAUCAACACACAUCCGUUGAAAAAGUCGCGUUCAUUUUUUCGUUUUGAUAAAAAUCCUCACAAUCAUCGAACAUUACUAAAUGUAAAAUUCACUUGUAAAAAUCAUAAAUGUCUAUGUCAGUAUCGUCGUCGGGCUCAUUCAUCAUUAUAUUUAACAAAUUCAACGUCAACUAAUUUACUUGGCAAACAAACAGGCUUCAUUCAACCGGCAAGUGUCACACCAGAUCAAUUACGUUAUGCAAAAAUUAAACAAAUACCAUCAACAAAACGAUUAGAUAAAGAUUAUUUAGCUGGAGAAUUUCGAACUAUAGUUACAUUGAAACCCUUACCGAAUUGA
This is a messenger RNA of Rotaria socialis, 1692 nucleotides long. Lineage: Eukaryota; Metazoa; Rotifera; Eurotatoria; Philodinida; Philodinidae. The record is from the annotation of a GenBank genome assembly.